AUGGCCGACAGCAACCAGCCCUCCACUCUCCAGUCCUACGUCGACACUGCCACUGGCAAGGUCCAGUCGGCACUCGGCAGUGUGACUGGCAACACUGGUGACCAGGCCCAGGGUGACCUCCGCGAGGACAAGGCCCAGUCCGAGUACGACGCUUCGCAUGCUACUGCUAAGCUUCCUGGCGCCACCAUCUCUGGCUCCGGUGCUGCUGUUACCGACGACAAGGCCCGCACUGAUGGUUCGUGGAACCAAACGGCUGGAUCUGCAAAGGAGACUCUUGGCGGACUCAUGGGAAAUGAGAACCUCAAGCAAGCUGGCCGACAGCAGAAUCUUGAGGGUCAGCAGCAGGAGGCCAAGGGUCAGCUGUCCGACUACGGCUCUGGAAUUUCCAAUCGUGCACAGGGUGCCGUUGGCAGUGCUGUCGCCGGACUGACUGGUGAUGAGUCUAAACAGGCUCAGUACAACCAAAUGCAUGCGGAGGGAAAAACACAGCAGCGUGGCGUCGAGCACGACAUCACCAAACAGGCGGAGGCUGAGCGCCAGCAGUAA
Molecule: messenger RNA, 546 nt
Organism: Emericellopsis cladophorae
Lineage: Eukaryota; Fungi; Ascomycota; Sordariomycetes; Hypocreales; Bionectriaceae
Exons: 2
Coding region: 1-546 (181 amino acids)
Source: RefSeq, a predicted model, not a curated record